Messenger RNA from Linepithema humile (Argentine ant), 2236 nucleotides. Its product is annotated as A disintegrin and metalloproteinase with thrombospondin motifs 2-like. Gene Ontology annotation, molecular function: metalloendopeptidase activity. NCBI's taxonomy places the organism in Eukaryota, Metazoa, Arthropoda, Insecta, Hymenoptera, Formicidae. Gene Ontology annotation, biological process: proteolysis. The record is from RefSeq and is a predicted model, not a curated record.
AAGCAACACAAAGUAUAUUUCUAAAUACAGAUGCCAGUACGGGCGUUAUACGCGAUCGUGUAAGACACAACGAACGUGAGAGUAUCCUAACGUGUGUAUAUAAAUUAUUUAAUAUAAAAUUUAAAAUUGAAAAACUGAUAAAGCAACAUGUUCUUUAUACUGAAAUUGAUGUUAAUAAUCUUAUUAAAUAAAUCGUACGCGUAUAUUAUCCAAGAUACCGAAACAAUAUUGCUGCCAGCAUGGUACCCGACAAGCGCAAAGAAGAUACCAUUAACUCUAAAAGUGUUCGAACAACUGAUUCAACUAAACCUAUAUAGAAACGAUCGAAUUAUAUCGCCUGAGUAUGAAAUAUGGCAAUAUUAUGUAAAAGGCGCUACAGAAAAUUUGUCGCAGUUGAAAGCAUUGGAUCCUUGUUUAUAUAUUCACAAGGAUAAUGUCAGUUCGGCGAUCAUCAACUUUUGUGACGAACAUGGUUUGGAAGGACUCGUUUUUCUAAAAAACGACAACUUGAAUAUUAAACCUUUGUCGAACGAUCUUGCGUCAUUGUCUUUAGUCGAUAACAUUUGCUUUGAGGAACAAAUGAAUCUUUCAUUCGGCAAGCCUCACCUUAUCAAAAAAUUACUGCAAAGUUUUGAUACUUCCCAUUUUUAUUCUUUUUUUGACAAUUUCAAGCCAAAGCGACGUGACGUACGAAAUACUGAACAAAAACUAACCAUAGAAUUGGCCGUUUUCGUUGACGAUGCAGCAUAUAAUAUUCACAUGCCUAUUUUGGACUAUAACAAAGACAGAUUACACAAUAUGAUAUUAGCAUACGUGAAUCAAAUGCAAGCUAUGUUCCAUCAUCCGAGUUUGGGUGUUUCUAUCGAUAUUUCGUUGGUAAAAUUGAAUAUUAUGGACAAACAUCCGUCAAAUUUGCCUGUCUUUUACGGCGACGUUGUAAAAAUGCGCAAGUCGUUUUGCGAAUACGCGAAAACUUUGAAUCCUUCAGAUGACAAUAAUCCGAGUCAUUGGGAUUUUGUUCUUCUCUUAACCGGAACAGAUCUUUUUAUCUUGCCAAACCCACAAAAUGAAACACAGCGGAACUAUGGCUGGUUGGGAGAAUCUUUCUUCAAUGGAAUGUGUGGAUUGGGGGAAUACUCUUGUGCCAUAGUAGAAUUCGGUGCUAUAUUUACGGCGUCAUCUGCUUUUGCAACGACACUUCCCGUUCAUCAGAUCGGCAAAGCUUUAGGAAUAGAACUCGAUGACUCGUCUACCAAUUCAAAGUGUGCAAAAAGCGUGCACAUAAUGAGAAAAACGCUCUACUAUAGAAACCAGAGAACAUGGUCCGAGUGCAGUCGUAAAGCAGCUGAAAAACUCUGGAAUACAAAACCGUGCCUUCGAGAUCGUACGAGAACAGAAGAUCUUGAUGACGCAAAUGAAUUGGAUCAUUCGCGUUAUCACAAUUUACCCGGGAGAGAAUGGACCGCCAAAACACAAUGCGAAUUAUUUUCGCAUGACAAAGAUGCAAACGUAGUCACGUUACAUAAUAUAUGUCAAAUUUUACAAUGCGAAAUGCAUGACCGUGACAAUGAGUAUAUCUUCGCGGGACCCGCACUAGACGGAACUUAUUGCGCGAUGGGAAAAGAAUGUCGUGGAGGAGAAUGCGUGCCUGUUCUCGAACCGCCAUACAUUUUCAAGUAUUGUGAAGAAGAUAACUGGAGUGAAUGGAAAAAAGGCAGCUGUCAAAGCAGUUGCUUGGAGAAAUCUAAAGGCGCAAUGAUCAAACGACGUUCUUGCAAACAUGGGACUAACAGAACGGCCAAUUGUGGAGGGCCAUAUUACGACGUGGACUUGUGCAUUGACGUGCUAGUUUGCAUUAAAAAUCGCAUAACAAUUGCCGAGUAUACUAGGAAGAAAUGCAAUCAUUUCAGCGGUGAUGCAGCGCAUGUGACUACGAUUAACAUAAAAAAUGGAACAGGAAGACAAGUUCCUCAUGAUAUCAAGAAACCGUGGAUGGCCUGUAUUGUAUUUUGUCAACAAAAAAGAUCAUCUGAUUUCAACGAAAAUUCAUAUCUGGAAAUGCUUGACUACGGUUACGACCCAUAUUUUCCAGAUGGAACGUUGUGCCACAACGAAGGUGGCCAGAAUUACUACUGCCGACAGCAUUACUGUCUGCCGGAAAACUAUUCAUACAAAGAAAAUUGUAAAGAUGUAAACAUGUGUCAAUAAGGAUGCAAGAGAUGAUAAAACCGCAAAA